Molecule: messenger RNA, 1051 nt
Organism: Paramecium sonneborni
Lineage: Eukaryota; Ciliophora; Oligohymenophorea; Peniculida; Parameciidae
Source: the annotation of a GenBank genome assembly
AUGAAAUAUUAUAAGCAAGGCGAAUUGCAUUGUUACAUAGGAAUUUGGUUGCCCUUUGUAAUAUUAAUCUCAAUAUUUGUAUUCCUGUAUGGAGUGUAUAUGAAGGUAACAAUUGUGAAUAAUAUGAAAGACAUACUUAUUGCCUUUAAUAAGAUCAGAAUAUAUUUAAAGACCAAUAGUAGAAUUAAAUACUUAUUUGAUUCAAUUAGUACACAUAAAUGACUAUGUCUUCAGCAAUUAGACAUUGGUAAUAACAAUAUCAUUGCAUACAAUUCUUAUUCUUUAUAUAAUUUCAUUAAUAAGAGUAGUGGUAAUAGAACCAGGGAAGGUGCCUUAGGAAUGGUUAAAUAAAAAGGAAGGUGAAAUAAAUAAAAUGAUAGAGAAUGAAGAGAAAAUGAUACAUUUUAAUAAAAAAGGGUCUUAAACAUCCACUUCAUUUUGUUCAGAAAUAGAUGAUGAACAACGCUAAAAAUUAAAUAACAAAGCAAGAUUAGAAUUAAUAUAAAGGACUGGUCGUCGUUACUGUAAGAAUUGUUAAACUUUGAAACCCAAACGUUGUCAUCAUUGUCGUUAUUGUAAGACGUGUUGGUUAAAAAUGGAUCAUCAUUGUUAAUGGCUUAAUAAUUGUAUAGGUUAUAACAAUUAUAAACUAUUCAUCAAUUUACUUGGGUAUUCCUGUAUGAAAAUUAAUUUAAUUUAGGGUUACUUUUAAGUUUUAUAAUGAUUACUUACAGUAGAUGCUACUAUGACACAUUAAAUUCAUAUGCAUCUGAUGGCAAACUGUUUUUAGUAUCUUUUACUUUUUUGUUUUGCUGUUUCUUGUGGAUUCUUUUAACUGCUUUCACAAUAUUUCAUUUAUGGUACUGUAAUGCAUUAUAAUGAGAUAAAUAGGGCGAUCAAAAAAAACAUCACAACCCUUGAAUAUUGUGAGAAUAAACCAAAAGAAUUGAUUUAGAAUAGUAUUGUAGACAAUUUUACAGAAGUGUUUGGUGUCAAUCCUUUAAUUUGGUUCUUACCCAUUUAACCAAAUACAAAACCAAUCAUGGAUUGA